Lodderomyces orthopsilosis Co 90-125 is the source of this 1584-nucleotide messenger RNA. RefSeq lists its product as uncharacterized. The transcript has a single exon. Gene Ontology annotation, biological process: canonical NF-kappaB signal transduction. The record is from RefSeq and is a predicted model, not a curated record. NCBI's taxonomy places the organism in Eukaryota, Fungi, Ascomycota, Pichiomycetes, Serinales, Debaryomycetaceae. The coding region runs from base 1 to 1584 and encodes 527 amino acids.
AUGUCUCUACUACCGCGCACCACACCAAAAUUAACACAUCAAUCUCGAAAUAGUAAUCGCAGAGCACCAUCACCAUCACAAACAAAACCUAAUGUGGACCCGAUACUACACCAGGGUCACAAAACAACACCCGAGAAGAAACAAAUCUGGUACAAGAGAAAGAUAUUAUCAUCAGACAUUGAUGAGACGGAUGACACGGAGUAUGGCCAAUCUGCUGACGACAAUGGCGACGCAUCUGAUUCAAUUGAAAAGACACCAUCACCAAGGAAACCAAUUCAAAAUUUCUUUGAUUUUGUAUCUACUCCAAUUAAUCCUGACUCAACUGUGUCCUUUCUAUCUCCAAUGCGGAUGUUAAAUGACUUGCAUUUGAAAUCACAAGUUUUUGAUGAUGAUGAAACCGGUAACGAUGUCAUCAUUGAAGCUUCCCAUGGCAUUGAAGAGACGAUACAUGAACAAGUUGGUGAAGAAGAUGACGUCAAUGAUGAAAACUCCAUCGGAAACAAGACAAUGAUUAAUAACUCGGAUGAAUCGGAGGAUGAUUUCCCCAUUUCGCCUCCAAAAUUCAUCAAUAGGAAGAAAAGAAUGCAUCUGGAUGCUAUAGGAUCGAGAAUAGUCACUCCCAUUAUGCAACAGGAUUCACAUAUGUCCAUAUGUAACACGACGAAUACAUCCCAUAAUUCAUCUUUAAAAUUCAGUUUUUCCACAAACGAUUCGACUCCAUGUCCACCACAACCAAAAAGAAAGAAACUCAAGUUUAAACAUGCGUCCACAGAAAAUAUACUAGAUCUAAACUAUGCACGUAAGACAUCUGUACAAGAGCUACCGCAAAGACCCGAACGACCCGAACGACCCCUACAAGCAUUUGAUGAUGAUGAUGAUGAUGCUGAUGAUGGCAAGAAUAACUCAAACUCUUUUGAUAAACACAAUGAUUUAGAAUCAACCCCAAUUUCUCAAUCUACGCCAACAUCACUGAGAGCGUCAACACCACCACUACCUCCACCACCUCCUACUGCUCCUACUCAAGAAUAUGGUCCUACCAUCAAUGGUUUUAAGUUUGUACGCCCCAGGCCAAACUCCUCACAGUUUAAGUAUGAAACUCCCAUAAAUGGAAAUAGAUAUGCUCAAAUGCGUAACUCAUACAACAGACAAAAUUACAGCGUGGUUGGAGAGUUGCCAGUUACGUCAGCAGGUAUGAUGGAUGAAGAAGGAGUUCAUGUUGGUGAUAAACGAAUUAAUGAUCCUUACCUUACACCACAAACAGCACCGCCCACAACGACAUUAAAUGAAAGAUUGAGAUUUGAAUAUCACAAUAAAAUGAAACUACCAUUACUUCCUCCCCAUUUUGAUCAAGAUGAUCUUUCAACUGAGCAAAUUUUGCACCUUAUAACACAAGAUUCUUUGAAAAAGUUUUAUAAUUUGAUUGCUGAGGGAUCGAUGCUGGAUUUGUUGAGACAAGAACGUAUCAAAUGGCAUCCUGAUAAAUGGGUUGGUAAAUUGAAACAAUACCCUGAUGGUAAUAUAACUAUAUCGGUUAUUGACCGAUUAAGUCAAACAAUCAACGCUUUGAUUGACAAUUACAAUUAG